Messenger RNA from Cryphonectria parasitica EP155, 549 nucleotides. RefSeq lists its product as uncharacterized. NCBI's taxonomy places the organism in Eukaryota, Fungi, Ascomycota, Sordariomycetes, Diaporthales, Cryphonectriaceae. The record is from RefSeq and is a predicted model, not a curated record. The transcript is spliced from 2 exons. The coding region runs from base 23 to 340 and encodes 105 amino acids.
UGGAAACCCACGUAGCCUCUUUAUGGAUAUCAAGCAUCCCCACCCUUUCGAGGAUGAUGCCAGCGCCUCCUCCAACUCCAGAAGGACAGCGCCGUGGGGAUCAUCCUACCACAAGGAGCAGCCGUACGAUCAGAGGGAGUGGUGGGACGCACCCGUGAGCGGGGACCCUGCUCGGGACACAUCCUUCUUCGAGUUUGAUCUGCCCGAACAUCUUCCCAGCAGCCCGAUGUGCCCAGCCAAUCCAAAGCAUAAGGGUAAAGGGAAACUGGUCUGCGUGUAUCAUGGGAGAGGCAGGCAGGCGUCAACUGUCCAGGGCGACGAAACUGAGGAGAGUGAUUGAUAAUUUGGAAGAUGAAGCAGAGAGGAAGGAUUGUUACAAACUGAGGGCUUGACUGGAGGGCGUAAUUGUUCUAGGGAAAUGGAGAGAAGAAAGAAAAGGAAAAGCAAAUCAAAAAAAUCAAAAAAGGGCUAAGGGGAAAAGGGAAAAUAGCUCAAUACCGAGAAUGCAAGAUUUAUAGAGUCUAUCAAUUCGAAAAUCCAUUCCUUCUG